GGGAGAUGUCGGGGGGUGGAUAUUCGCGAGAAUUGGGGUUUAGGGUUUAGGGUUUCCUGCCUAAAGGCAGAAAGGAACGAAGGGGAACAACAUGAUGCAGUUCCCCUCAUGUCGUGUCUGCGUCCUUCGCUCACCAAGUAAGUCGAGCAGGUGUCUCUGUAGGCGAUAGUUGUCACUGCGGAGGCCCUCACACUCCUCCGGUAAUCUGUAUGUAACAGACAGAUGGAUCACAUGCAUCCAUGUGCCUAUCUGUGGAUGUGUCUCUCUCUCUCGACGCCCCACCCCCACACGCACCCGUCCAAGUCCCGCUGCUGCCUGUCGAUGACCUCCCUGUCCUCUGUGUGCUGACGGCGUAACAACCGACAAGUUUCUGACCGAGGAUAUUCAUAAAACACACACGCACACACAACGUGGCUGAUGCAUUCGUGGGCAUAUUCUCUUCUUCUUUUCACCUUCCUUCUGAGCGCAGUAUUCCCUGAGGGCCGUCAGCACCUUCUUCAGCUCACCGGGCGACCGGCAGAAGCCAUUCACCUCAUCCAAAGGCGCCAGCAGCGAAUCGAAACACACCCGCCCCUCACCAUCACCACCGUUGACCUCAUCUAACUCAUGCUCAUGUUCUGCACCAUGUGCACCCUCACCCUCACCAUGAACGCCAUUUAUCACGUUUGGCAUGGAGGGAGAUCCAUCCGCAGCAUCAGCAUUGGCUGGGGCACCCGCAUCGCGAUGCGGCAGGGGAGAAGCGACUUCAUCCAUUGCAACUCAGAUCCAUUCAUGCCGCUCCUGGCGCCUACAGGU
This is a messenger RNA of Vitrella brassicaformis, 795 nucleotides long. The record is from the annotation of a GenBank genome assembly. NCBI's taxonomy places the organism in Eukaryota, Vitrellaceae.